Messenger RNA from Herpailurus yagouaroundi (jaguarundi), 1415 nucleotides. RefSeq names its product serpin family B member 6 (gene SERPINB6). Gene Ontology annotation, cellular component: cytoplasm. Bases 143 to 1276 code for a protein of 377 amino acids. Gene Ontology annotation, molecular function: serine-type endopeptidase inhibitor activity. Lineage: Eukaryota; Metazoa; Chordata; Mammalia; Carnivora; Felidae. Gene Ontology annotation, biological process: negative regulation of endopeptidase activity. The transcript is spliced from 7 exons. The record is from RefSeq and is a predicted model, not a curated record.
CCCCAGCGCCUAUUCACUGAAACUGCUCCUUGGUGAUCUUCCUGCCCACCCGGUGUGGCCUGCUGGCCUGUGGUCAGGUGCUUCGCAAAUUCCGCAGCACCUUCCAGGUUACUUAGGCCUGCGAACAUAAUCGCUCACCGUCAUGGAUACUCUUUCAGAAGCAAACGGCACCUUUGCCUUAAGUCUGCUGAAAAAGCUGGGUGAAGACAACUCGAAAAAUGUGUUUUUCUCGCCCAUGAGCAUCUCUUCUGCCCUGUCCAUGGUCUUCAUGGGCGCCAAGGGAAACACUGCAGCCCAGAUGGCCCAGACACUUUCUUUAAGUAAGAGCAGCGGAGGAGGUGAUGUCCACCAGAGGUUCCAGUCGCUUCUUACUGAAAUCAACAGGACUGAUGCACGGUACUUGCUUAGAACUGCCAACAGGCUCUUUGGAGAGAAGUCUUAUGAUUUCCUCUCAUCUUUCAAAGACUCCUGCCGUAAAUUCUACCAGGCAGAGAUGGAAGAGCUCGACUUUAUUAACGCUACAGAAGAGUCCAGGGAACACAUCAACACCUGGGUAGCUGAAAAGACGGAAGGUAAAAUUACACAGUUGUUAUCUCCAGGUUCAGUUGACCCAGUGACGAACCUGAUUCUCGUGAAUGCCAUCUAUUUCAAAGGAAACUGGGAUAGUCAGUUUAACAAAAGCCAGACCACAGAAAGACCGUUUAAAGUCAGCAAGAAUGAGGAGAAACCUGUGCAAAUGAUGUUUAAAAAAUCCACCUUUAAAAUAACCUAUAUUGGAGAAAUAUUCACCCAAAUUCUGGUGCUUCCCUAUGUGGGUAAAGAGCUGAAUAUGAUCAUCAUGCUUCCAGAUGAAAACAUCGAUUUGAAAACGGUGGAGAAAGAAAUCACUUAUGAGAAAUUCACAGAAUGGACGAGGCCAGACAUGCUGGAUGAAGAAGAGGUGGAAGUGUUCCUCCCUAGAUUCAAACUGGAGGAGAAUUACAACAUGGAGAACGUCCUUUGCACGCUGGGCAUGACCGAUGCCUUCGAGCAGGCCAAGGCAGACUUUUCUGGAAUGUCGUCCAGGAAAGACCUGUAUCUGUCCAGGGUGGUGCACAAGUCCUUUGUGGAGGUCAACGAGGAAGGCACGGAGGCCGCAGCUGCCACUGCGGCCAUCAUGAUGUUGCGAUGUGCAAGAAUCAUGCCCAGGUUCUGUGCCGACCACCCCUUCCUUUUCUUCAUCCAGCACAGCAAAACCAACAGUAUCCUGUUCUGUGGCCGAUUCUCCUCCCCAUAAGGAGAUGUUUGGCACUGUUCGUGGUCCUUCUCCUCUCUCCUGCUGACCCACUUUUCCUCUGACACUUCACAAUGUGCCUACAAUGCAAAGUGACCUUUGGUGACAAUCCAAAAAUAAAAGGCCCCGUUUUGAAAUCCCA